AUGAUCAGCGGCGGUACACCGAUCGCUGACUCCAGCCGUCGGUCCGUCAAGAGUUACGUACGUGCCGUUUGGCACCCUCAGGUCCUCAGCCUCAAUGAGGAGCGCAGCAGCAAAAUCCGUCGACUCGGAUGGGAACCCAUCACCUUUUCCGAAGAAGAAGAGAAGGGCAUCAUCUUCCCCCAUUCAAAUCCCAUGAUCAUUCGAGCAGACAUUGCCGACUUCAACGUAGGCCGAAUCCUCAUCGACACCAGAAGUUCGGUCAACGUACUCUUUGCCGAUGCUUUCAAUGGCCUCAGAAUCGACCAUCAAAACCUCAACAAGGAGAUCACUCCUCUUCUAAGCUUCUCGGGCGAUGUGGUCGAGCCAAUCGGGAGCCUCCAGCUUCCCCUAAACAUCGGCUCCGGCCCCAGAAGGGCUUUCAUACACCUCCUUAUUCCAGCCCCAGCCUUUCGCCGCCCCGAUCCGCCGCCAGUCUCUGGAAACAGCCACGAAACAGGCGGUGCUGGUCAAUUUUUGACAGAACUUCCAAGCGUUCGUUCUCCGUCGUCCGGCCACCAAAUCGGACGAGUGAGAUCAGGAACAGAGGAAAGAACUACGUGUGGCUUGAUCCCUCAGAAAGGGUACGCGGGCAGCCUACAGUUAUCAGGUUUCGACCCGGAUUCCAAAGUGGAAAUUGGGUCAGGUCGUUUCAUUUCAUCUACACUCACUUCCUGGAGUCGAUCAAGUUCGAGGGGACCAACUGGGCGCGCGGAUAUGCUACGUGUCAUCUACGGCGGAAUCGGCAACCCGGACGUCAGGGCCGUUACCCGUCCAAGCAUGCCGAACGCCCAAGCAACUGGGAUGACAACGUCACUCCGCAAGCUCAACCUGCCGAAGAGCUCGAAACGAUCUCCAUCUCCGACACACAAGAUCGGCAGGUUCGAAUCGGCACUUCCCUCGGUCCGAAUCUUCAUUACCUUUAUUAGGGAUAAUUCGGAAGUUUUCGCUUGGUCUUACAACGAUAUGCCUGGUAUCUCUCUGGACGUCAUCAGCCACAAGCUCAGCAUCUCCCCUUCUUUCAAGCCAGUCCAACAAAAGAGACGAUCCUAUGACGCCGAACGAUACGAGGCCAUGAAGACCGAAGUAGACAAGCUUCAGGCAAUCGUCUUCAUCCGAGACGUCACCUACCCCAUUUGGCUCGCUAACUCAGUUUUGGUGAAGAAAUUCGGCGGCGCCUGGCGAAUGUGCCAGGAUUACACCGAUCUGAACUAA
Messenger RNA from Prunus armeniaca (apricot), 1251 nucleotides. NCBI's taxonomy places the organism in Eukaryota, Viridiplantae, Streptophyta, Magnoliopsida, Rosales, Rosaceae. The record is from the annotation of a GenBank genome assembly.